Molecule: messenger RNA, 1712 nt
Organism: Macrobrachium nipponense
Lineage: Eukaryota; Metazoa; Arthropoda; Malacostraca; Decapoda; Palaemonidae
Product: thymidylate synthase-like
Exons: 7
Coding region: 16-1143 (375 amino acids)
Biological process (GO): dTMP biosynthetic process
Cellular component (GO): cytosol; mitochondrion
Molecular function (GO): thymidylate synthase activity
Source: RefSeq, a predicted model, not a curated record
UAAAUGUGAAGUUUAAUGUCAAUUUUAAAAAAGAAGAAAGGGCGGGUAAGUCUGGCGGCAAAGUUGUUUUGUCAACAAGCAACACUAAAACUUCAGCGUCGGUCAUCGAGUACAAAAGCAACUUUCACCCUCGUGCUGGGCUGUCUUCUAAAGAAAUAUAAGGAUAUUAAAGAGAAGGUUCCUCAUUCAGUGUCUACAAUGGUUACAGACAACACAGAAAAGAAUGCUGAAAAUUGUUCGAAAGAUGGAACAGUGGAAAAUACUGAACAGACAGAAAGGCAUGAGGAGUACCAGUAUUUAGACUUAAUUAGAAGAAUAAUGACAACUGGCAACAAAAAAGGAGACAGAACGGGAACAGGCACACUUUCACUCUUUGGAGCUCAGAUGAGAUUUUCUCUUAGAGAUGGUGUUUUUCCUCUGCUGACUACUAAACGGGUCUUUUGGCGAGGUGUUGCAGAGGAACUUCUCUGGUUCAUCCGAGGAUCAACAAAUGCAAAAGAGCUUCAGGAAAAGGGAGUUCAUAUUUGGGAUGGAAAUUCAUCCAAGGAAUUUCUUGAGAAAUCAGGAUUUCCUGACAGAGAGGAAGGGGAUCUUGGACCAGUGUAUGGUUUUCAGUGGCGUCAUUUUGGUGCCGAGUACUCUGAUAUGCAUGCAGAUUACACUGGAAAAGGUGUUGACCAGCUGAAGGAGGUUAUUGAUACAAUAAAUGAAAAUCCCAAUGAUCGACGCAUAAUCAUGUGUGCUUGGAAUGUCACUGAUGUACCAAAAAUGGCACUACCUCCUUGCCACUGCCUUUGCCAGUUUUAUGUGGCAAAUGGUGAACUAUCUUGUCAAUUAUACCAAAGAUCUGCUGAUAUGGGUCUAGGAGUGCCCUUCAAUAUUGCAAGUUAUUCCCUCUUAACUUGUAUGAUUGCACACAUAACAAAACUUAAGCCUGGGGACUUUGUGCACACUCUUGGGGAUGCACAUGUCUACUCAAACCACUGUGAUGCUCUGAAUGAACAACUGACUAGGGAACCAAGACCUUUCCCCACACUCAGGAUAAAACGUGAAAUCAAGUCAAUUGAGGAUUUCAAGUUUGAAGAUUUCGAAAUUGUUGAUUAUAAUCCACAUGGUAAAAUCAAGAUGGAUAUGGCUGUUUAAAAAUGUUACUUUAUUUUUCCUAUUUUUAGAUUGUUUCUUUAAAUAUUGGUACAAAUAUCUUAUAGAAAAAAUUUACUGGAGUUGGCUAUACAUUCCAUCAAGAUGGAUAUGGUGUUUAAAAACAGGAGUAUCUUUAUUUUGUCUAACUUUAGAUUUCUUGCUUUUUGAUAUUGGUAUCUGUCAUAUCCAAAAGAUAUACUGCAGUUAGCUAACAUUCCUGAAGAUAAACAUUCCUGAGGCAUUUUAUAUUCCAAGCUCAUUUAUACAUAGACUUAGAGAAUAUUGAACUGGCAAAUGCAUAUGGUAUAAUUUGACUAUUUUUAUUUUUAUUUCAUAUAUCCAAAAUUUGUUUCAUUGUUUCUACUUCACUAAGAACCCCAUUCUGUAGUUGAACGUGGUCUAGUUUGUCUUGCUAUAUGGUUUAAUGGCCAUUGUUUCAUUUGAAAGUUAGAUUUGCAUUUCAUAUCAGCCUCACUAUGUUGAUGUUUAAUAUAUGAGAUAAUCUGUACUAAUCUUGAAUAUUUAGUCUUUAAAUUUUGUAAUUUUAUGAAAAAUAAAUAUCAAUGUAA